CAAGAACUCAAAUCCAGCAUAGUUAUAAGAAUAAUGUAUAUUGCAUCAUUUACUUGGCAGUACAUUGUUAGAGAAGAACUUUGAAGAGUCAUUGUCUUCAGCAAAAUGCCCUUGGAGAUUUAUUUCAGCCCUAUGUUUUACAUCUAAUUCAUGGCACAGAUCACCAGGAUGUUUACGAAAACAUGCAGCUUCACUAGAGCUAUUAUGCUUGCUCCUCACAAUAUUUGCAGAAUAGUUCAUCACUGUGUCUUGACUUUGUCAAUGAGUUAAAGAUUUUAUGAGACAUCAGAGGCACAUUACAAAGGGACAAAAGAAUUGUCCUAUUACUAUCCAGAUUAUAGCAGAAAUUUCAAAACAAGGAAACAAGGCUGGCGCAAUUAUGUUGUCACUGAACUUACUUGUCCAUCUUCCUCAGUGACUUUUGAACCCAGCAUACAAUUACUGGAAAAUUUGUCUGGAAUGAGGAGGAAGGAUAGCUCUCAAACAGGUAUAAUUUUAAAAGGCAGCUAACUUGGGAAAACCAAAAGAAAUCAGCGUCCCCUUUGAGGAAAAGGUAACCAUGCUAACUUAGCUAUACUACUAGACAUUGGAAGAUCCCCUUGGAAGCAAGAUAUAAGGAAACAGUUAAUAACAAAGAUAUAUGAGGGCUGAGUGGUUUGGAAAUACAGAAACAGUAGAUGACAUCAGAUCAAUGAGAUUAGUCCCUUGCACAGUGGCAGUCCAGAUCUGGAAGAGUCCCCUGGAACAUUCUUUGUCUUCUUCCUGCCCACCAUGAGUGACUCUAAAGACUCUGAGUACCCAAGAUAAAACAUCACCAAAGAAAGCAGGAGAGAAAACCACAAAAUCUACUGUGCUACAAAUAUUAGAUGGAAAAAAGACCUUUCACUGGUCCUGUCACCAUGAAUAGUCCCUUCAGACCACAGGAAUGGCAACAGGUUUCCUCUAAAAUAUGCUCACACCUGCACCCAGCAUUCCUGCAGUCUUCCUGGGACAUUUCAGAAAGCCUGAAAACUGACAGGCUUUUUACUGUACUGUGCACCUGUAAUAAGGCACCUCUUGGUGAAGAGCUGAUGUUACUGUCUCACAGUGGGAGCAGAACUCUCUACCAAGAGUAGAGCUAUCAGAUACCAGAAAACUUUUAAUAGACAGAGCAAAUCCUAAAGACCUGGUUGUGAAAACAUUCCUACUUUAAAAAAAAAAGUGGUAAGAGAAUAGGCUUAGAGUAACCUACCAUAAUCUAACACACAAUGUGAGCAGACAUGGUGACCAAGCAUCUUUCCAGUACAGUUAGUAAUCUGUCUCUCAUAAGCAAAUUUUUUUCCAGCAGAAUUAUCCCUGUCCUGUUAUUCAAUGUCUUUCCUAAAUUGCUCAUGUAGUACAAGCAACCCUUACUGAUCUCCUUCCUCCUCUAUGUUCUUUGGAAGAUCAUUUCUGAAUGUGAAUGAAUAUAAAUUAUAAUAUAAUUCCCACUUUAAAUGUAGUUGCAACUUAUUUAGACACACUUGAUUUCAAUCCCAUAUUUUUUGGUAGAAAUGCUCCUUCUUACUUGAUACUUACAGACCUUCAUCUCCACUUUCUCAAGCUCUUUCAUUGUCUUUUCAGGAAGUCCUACUCAUUCUGUAAGUCUCCACUUGGUCACUCAGCAUAUUUGACCAGAGCUGCACACAAAACUCUAAACAAGCCCUCACCAGUCCUCUGCACAAAUUUUUUUCCUGCCUCUCCCAAAAAUCAUUUGCCUAAUCUGCACUCAAAUUACAUGUACUUUCCACAUGUGCAUGUCAUGUUAGUGACUCAUUGUGUCCCUGGCACAAAGCAAAAAAGUUUUCUUUCCAUCCUUAAGUAUAUGACUUUGCUAUUAAAAUUUGGUUGAGUUCUAUCACUCCGAUACACAAAUUCUUCUCCUCCUUCCUGUAUAACCUAUUGGCUCACUCAGGAUGAUAACUGCUUAGCUUAGAAUAUCUUCAGGUAACAUCAGUAUAGGCCCUUCUCUUGAACCAGACCCAAGUAAUGGAUCAGACAGGAUCAGACCCAUGACUGAUGCCUGCAGAACACUGCAAGUAAUCCCAAUUAAACUCAGUAAUUCCCUUUCUGCUAAAGAGAUGUGGCUUUAACCAUCUCCUAGUCUACCUUACAGUCCUUCUGAUAGGUCACAUCUUCUCCCAAUUCCUGUCACUUAAAUUUCAACAUAGGAUAUCACCUGAAAUACUCUGCUGAAAUCUAGACAAAUAAGUAAAUUGUAUUGCCUUUGCCUUAAAUGCCAGCUCAGCUUUGCAAAACAGGUAUUAAUUAAUUUAUUUAUUAAGAAACAUAAUCCCUUGUUAGUGAAAUCUAUAUUAGAUGUAGCUACAUAUAUCUGAUGUUUUCUCAUUCAAAUAGGUUUUUUCAAAAUUUUUCUUGUGGUCAAGGAAAUAAGCAUGUAGCUGCCCUGGUGACUUCCUGGUUUUAGGAAAAUAGGUAGAGUGUUUGCUAAUUGCCCUUAUAAGUAUCUGUAGUUGUAUUUGCUGUUAUCUAUAUAAUAGAUUGUGUUGAUAUAUUUGAGUGAAAGUUUAAUAGAAAGCAAAUUAUUUGAGACUUACAUCAAUACAGUAAUAUUUUCAGUGCUGUAGCAGUGAGAUUUUAGGAAAAUCCUGAUUUCCCCACAGAAUGCAGUUUAAACCUUGCUUCUGACACAGAUAUAGUACUUUCCGUUUUUUUAUGAUUAUAUUUAUUUAUCCCCCAUUGAUUCAUACUGAGAAGAUUGGUCACUGAAAACUCAACUGAUUGUUAUUUAGAAGUUAGGCAUCACCAAUAUAUACUACUACCCUCUUUUCUGCAUUAGCCAGCACUUCACUCCUCUUCUUCCUUCUUUCACCACUUUUCAUUGAGUUUUUUGUUUUAGUUUUUGGGUUUUUUUCUAGAUCUAGUUCACUGAAGUUUAUGGCCAUAUGCCUUCUUCCUUUAAUUUUUGUGCACAGGAAGUCUGCAGCACUACAGAACUUUAAUACUCUGUCUGACCAGGACAAUCCUAUUUUUCUGAUAGUAUCAUCUAUGAAGAGCUCAAUAAUUAAAGGCUAAUUGAUAUAGAUAUAGUUCAGCUUAUUAGAGAUAGAAAAUUCCCUCAGAUAAUAAACAUCCAUGAAAGUCUGGGUCAGAAGGAAAUGUAUGGAAUUUACAGUGAAGCCUAAAUAUAGGCAAAUUCAGGAACCUUGAGUAUGGAAAAUAAAACCAAAAUACAUUUGCCUUUUUAAUUCAGUCAAAGUUUACUGAAAAGAAUAACUAUAUAAUAUUAUCUUCAGCAUAGACCUGGUUUACAUGAAAAUCUUGGAAGCAAUUAAAUGAAUGAAUAAAACCUAUUCAUCCUUCACAGCAGUGCAACAUAACCCAAACAAAUACUGUUUACAAUUCUGCUAGGUCUCUGAUACUGUGCAAAAUAAGAAUACUGCUGAUAUCUUUGCAUGUGAAGGCUGGAUAGACCACGUACACUCUCUAAAGAAAUAUUCACAGUGAAGGACAAUGAACAUCUUUCACCCCUCUAGUUCAGUACCUACUCCUCAGCAGGCUUGAGGAGACAGAAAAACUAGAAUUAUGAAUCAGAAGCCACUGGUGAAGUUACUCAUGGAGAAAUUUGAGAGAUGUAACAGAGACACAGAGGAUCCUUCAAACAGCCGACCCGUCAAAAUCCCAAAACAAGAUGCCCCCAAAGGAUUACAGACAAGAAAAGCAACACUUGAGAAAUUUGCAAAUAAAGGAUAUACUGCGUUUUGUCCAGGACUGAGUACCCUUCACAAACCUGUUCAGUCUAAGCCUCCUAUGGCAGUCAAGCCUUCAAGCGAUGAUAAAACAGAAAAAGAUCCAAACUCACGACAUUUGAACCCAGUGGCACAAAGGUUUGGUGUUCAGCUUCAGCCCACUAACAGAGGAAAUGAUGAAAAAGCUGGAUGCAGUAAAUUCUCUAUCAAAACCAGUGACCCAUCAAAAGAGGACCCAAAGCCUUCAAACCCAAAACCUGCAUGGAACAAGUUUGUCACUCCUCCUGAUAACGAAAAAAAUCCUCUGGGACGAAAACCUAAUUUAAAUUUUGCAUCACAGGAGAAUGAGGCAAAACCGGAAUUUUCAAAGGUAGCUGCAGUUAAAGAAAAAUUAAGGUCUGCAACACAAGAAAACGAGCCCAAGCCUCCUGUUUCUAAACCACCUGUUGCUCAGAAACCUUCUCUAAACAGUGAGAUAUCACAGAAUGAAGACACUUCUAAUAAAACUGGUUUUCUGCAAAGACAGUCUGGACCCCGAACAAACAUACACGCGCACCAAGAAGCAAAGGAAAUGGGUGAAGUUAGUAACUCUGCUGCAGAAGCUCAAGGCAGUAGUUUUCCUAAAAUAGCUCUGAAGCCUACUGGCCACGGGUACGGCUCACCAAAAGGACCCCCCAAAACUGUGGCAGAAAACACUGAAGAAACGGGAAUGAGUGCUGCCAAGAACAUCUUCCUCAACAAAAUCACCCAGGAAGAAUCAGGUUCUUCUCAUAAAUUCCUAAAGACGAAUUCAGCGCUUGCUGCAGGAAGACCAUCAGGUGAAUCACAAGCGAAUGAGGAGAGGAGGUCCGGAAUACCCAGGCGGAAAAUCUUGCCCCCAGUGUUCAAGCUGGGCCAGCCCCCACAAAAGCCCAGCAGACCCCCCACGGUGCACUUGGAAAAGUUCCAGAAGAGCAGCCAAAAAAACAAUCCUAAAAGUAAAGGUUUGAAACAGAAAGCACCUUCCUCAGCAGCACUUGCCCCGCCGAUACCUCCAUCACACACUGCUGUGCCGCCUCCUCCGCCAGCCUUUCACCCAUCCCUGCAGGUGCCAGCAGCUCCCAGUCUGCCUCCCAGAAACAUCAAAACCAGCUCUGAAACAAUAAAUGUAGAAAAUGAAGAAAAUUAUGAUGACGUUGAAUUUGUUUCACAGGGUCAUGGAAAUACACAGAGGGGUCAAGAAAGUGAUGGAGAGAUGUAUGAAGACAUUAAUGACAUCAGAUCAUCAAGGGGAAAAGAGAAGAAGCAGGACAAAGAAGAUAAGAAAAGAAUGGACCAAGAGAAGAAAGAACAAAAGGAAAAAGAAAAGAAAGAGCUUGAACUAAGGAAAAAGUUCAAAUUAACAGGACCCAUUGAAGUCCUUCAUCAGGCACGAGCUUGCGCUGACUACAGGGGAGGGAGGAAUGAACUGACUGUCAAACAGGGGGAUAAGAUUGAAAUCAUUCGCCUCACAAACAACCCAGAAGGAAAGUGGCUGGGCAGGAUAAAAGGAUGCUAUGGAUACAUUAAAACAACCAUGGUGGAGAUUGAUUAUGAUUCUUUAAAAAGAAAGAAAAAACCGUCUACCAGAGCUGCUGUGAAACAUACAGAGAGUGACCAAGAAACAUAUGAUGAUGUUGGAGAGCAGGACGCUACUAGCAGUCAAAGUGGUGACCAACGUGGAGGUGAAAAUGUGUUCCAACCUCCUCCUUCUGAUCAAGACAUUUAUGAUGGAAUUGAUGAUGAAGAUGCUAUAGCUAGGUCUGUAUCGCAGGAUGAAGAUAAGAAUGGUAUCUGGCCCUGGGGAAUCUUGAAGAGACUAAAGGCCAAAGAUGGCAAAAAGAAAAGUGUACGAGAAAAAACAGCCAAAGUCAAUGAGGCAGAAGAAAAUGAAAAUUUGUUCACAUCUUCUUCAACAAAGCAGUCUGGAAAAGAUUAUGGAGACAGUGUUUAUGAUGAUGUAGAUUCUUCAGACUUCCCUGCUCCGCCACCUGAUUCCAGUUCAUCAAAAUCAGGAAGCUUUGGAAAACCUAAGUCAGAUGGAAAAGAUGCACAAAAGCUCAAGAAGAUGGAAAAAGAAGAGAAAGAGUUCAGAAAAAAGUUCAAAUUUGAUGGUGAAAUAAAAGUUCUUUACUCUACAACCACAGUCCAGAAUUUAUCUCAAAAAAGAUGGGGAUAUAAAGACUUACAAAUUAAACCAGGGGAAUCUCUUGAUAUUAUUGAAAGUACAGAUGAUACCAAGGUCCUCUGCAGGAACGAAGAAGGAAAAUAUGGCUACGUUCUGAGAAGCAAUUUAGUUCAGAAUGAUGGAGAGAUUUAUGACGAUAUUGGUGACGAUUGCAUCUAUGAUAAUGACUCUGAUGCUGAAUGCUCUUGAAAUAACAACUUCAUUAAAGAUCAAACUCCAGUUUGGAAUCCCACUUGUGAAAGCAAAAAGAGUCAUAAAUGCUGAUUGCAAGUUAAUUGGUGUCUCUUUUAAAUGCACAAUUAAUCUUCUUUGGGAUCUCUGCCUUUUGUCCUCCAAUGCUUUGUAUAAAUUUGUAUUCCCAUUUAUCUGAGCAUUUAAAAUUGAGCAAAAUUUAGGGUUAUAAUUUUUCACUUCCUUUUCACAUUUUUGACAGUCCAUGUAGAAACACAUCUUUAAUUAUCUAUUCCCAAAGAGGCCAGUUCACAUCUGUGAAGGGUCUAGAGGACAACAAUCCCUGGCAACAGGUUUUACUCUGACUUUCACCUAUUAAGCACCAAAGAGAGCCACUCUGGGUAGGACAGUAUUCUGAAAAAAAAAAAAAAAGAAGGUGUUGUGAAAAGAAGAAAUCAAAAGUGGGCAUCAGAGAAGACAGUACAUCACUGACCUGCCAUUCCAACUGCAAUAGUGUUAGCUACACUGACAUAUGCAGCCAUGUUCCAUUGUUUCCAUGUUGUACUAAUGAUAGAAUAUCAUUCUCCAAGAUUUAUAUGGUCAACUUUCGAGUAUUGUGUUCUACUUUAUACUGUAGUGUUGCUCAAAAUAUACUCAGAACAUUUAGGUUAAGAUUUAGUUUCUGUUUAGUUUGAAGAUAAGUUGUCACUAUAGUAAUAUAGGUAUUAUAAGCUAUAAACUGAUGAUAAACUGUUUUGAAAUUACUUCUGGACUAAAUAUGUAGGUAUAUUUAUCAGUCUAUUUUGAUAAUGCCCUUUUCUUCAAAGUAUUGUAAUUUACUACUAGAUUUGGCCAAGAAAGAGUACAGAACUCAAAUAUUUCCAAGCUUAUCCAUUGUAGAAAUAACAUCUAUUCCUAAUGUUAAUUUUUAAUGCUGUUGUCUGAAUUACCAAGUUGUAAAUAAAAGCAAAAUCAACAGGUAACUCAUAAUGAUAAAUGUAUCACAAGUCACUGGAAAUCAAAAGACAUUUAUAGUAAGCUCACAAUAAAGAGGGUUAGUGUGUGCAAAAAAUGGAACAUCUAUUGAUUUUGCUGCAGUGCAAAUUAAUGAAAAACUUGUAAUGACCAAUGUGGCUGUAUUGGUGGAAGCAGUUACUUUUGAUGAACGAGUCUCAUACAAUACUGAAGGGAAGUCAGGUACACUGUGCAACAGAGCCACUUUAGUUUAUAAACAUAAACAUUAAAAAUGUUGGCUCUGCUAAGUCAGUGACUUUUGGUCUCGCCUUCAGUGAAGCUGAGAUUCCGUCUUAUAAAAGUGUCUUUUAUUGCUGCUUCAAAAUACAGUAAAUCUCAAAGGAGGCAUAAUGCAGUGGGGAUAUCAAACAUAAAAUUAAGAGAUAGUGAACUAUAAGCUAAAGCUAUUUUGUACUGUAUAUAAAACCACUGAUAGCAUACUGAAAAGCUAUAUGCAACUUGACUUAUCUUUCUAUGUGCUAUUUAUCUUAUCCAUUUAAAAUUCAACCAGCAUUCAGGCAUCAAAUACCAAUUUUAUGUGUAAACAUCAGCUGCAGCACCCAAAUAUAAAACAUGACCAUGCAUAUUAAGCGCAAUGAAUAUGUGUGACUAUUUGACUGUCACUGCUAAUGGAUUAUUUAUUUUUCAGUGGCAUUCAAGAGGCUGUCUGCAUUAAAUUAGUGAUAUGCCAAAGAACUGAGUGGGCAUGCAGGCAACUACACAGCUACACAGUUCUUCCAUGUUCUUAGUGUUAAUAUGUGUAGGCACUGCAAUUCUAUAUCAAUAAGACUGACUACAUUUGCCAUAUGAUACAUUAAAUAAUGAAAAGAAAUAAAUAUAUUUAUGGCUAAAACUCUAUUUGUUGCUUGUUCAAAUCAAAUAUUAUGUGGUUGCUGCACGCUGUUAAAAUGAACAUUGAAAGUAUUACUCAUUGAAAAAUUAGUGUCAUUGUAUCUUUGAACUUUUACCAAUGUGGGAUGCUUUUUUGUAUUUCUUCUAAAUAAACAUUUGCUU
Passer montanus (Eurasian tree sparrow) is the source of this 8133-nucleotide messenger RNA. RefSeq names its product FYN binding protein 1 (gene FYB1). Gene Ontology annotation, cellular component: plasma membrane. Gene Ontology annotation, molecular function: protein binding; lipid binding. Gene Ontology annotation, biological process: integrin-mediated signaling pathway; protein localization to plasma membrane; T cell receptor signaling pathway. The record is from RefSeq and is a predicted model, not a curated record. Lineage: Eukaryota; Metazoa; Chordata; Aves; Passeriformes; Passeridae. The transcript has 19 exons. The coding region runs from base 3565 to 6123 and encodes 852 amino acids.